Syngnathus acus (greater pipefish) is the source of this 1322-nucleotide messenger RNA. Its product is annotated as 5-hydroxytryptamine receptor 3A-like. Gene Ontology annotation, biological process: nervous system process; signal transduction; regulation of membrane potential. Bases 1 to 1248 code for a protein of 415 amino acids. Gene Ontology annotation, cellular component: neuron projection; synapse; postsynaptic membrane. The transcript is spliced from 7 exons. Gene Ontology annotation, molecular function: neurotransmitter receptor activity; transmembrane signaling receptor activity; extracellular ligand-gated monoatomic ion channel activity. The record is from RefSeq and is a predicted model, not a curated record. Lineage: Eukaryota; Metazoa; Chordata; Actinopteri; Syngnathiformes; Syngnathidae.
AUGCAAGCUGUUUUUGACCUACAAGCUUUCCGACCAGCGGUAAAUCUCAGCAAUCCCACGGUGACCAAUAUCUCUUUCACACUGUACGCGGUACUCGGGGUGUUCUGGCAUCACGAGUUUCUAGUUUGGGAUCCUGACAAGUGUGAUGGAGUGUCCAGGAUUUCUCUCCCUGUCAACAGACUCUGGUCUCCCGAUAUCAUCAUCUAUGAGUUUGUGGACGCUGACGUCUCCCAAUCUUGUCCAUACGUCUACGUCAACCACACGGGUCACAUUCGCUGGGAUAGGAUGCUGCGUCUCGUCUCAGCCUGCAACUUGAAGAUUUUCAGUUUUCCUUUUGAUGUGCAGAAUUGUACUUUUACCUUUGGCUCCUACAUGCAUACCAUACGCGACGUGAGGAUAAGUCCGGCACUGACUUUCAAAGAGAUGUCUGGGAACUCAAAGCGUUACCUGGAAGCCAGUGGAGAGUGGGAACUUGUGGACAUACUGGGGAAGACUUCCAUCCUACAGUUUGGGAUUGAUGAAUGGGACGUCAUUACUUUUUGGGUGGUGAUAAAGCGACGCCCAGUCCUCUAUGUGGUCAACCUGCUCAUCCCCAGCUCGUUCCUCAUGCUCAUUGACAUCCUGUCAUUCUACCUGCCUCCCCACAGCGUGGACCGAGCCUCGUUCAAGAUGACCCUCAUCCUGGGCUACACAGUCUUCCUGCUUAUCAUGAAUGAUCUGCUGCCCAGCACUGCCAAUGGAACACCCAUCAUAGGUAUCUACUUCUCAGUGUGUCUUGCCCUAAUGGUGAUUAGUCUACUGGAGACUGUCGUCAUUACGAAUGUUCUCCAUAACAACUCCAUGAAAUAUCAAGAAGUCCCACGCUGGGUGAGGGUGAUAGUCCUUAAACACAUCGCCAAAAUCAUCUGUUACCAUUGGCAAAAAGAGCCACAGCUGCGCUCUGUGACGCAGGAAAAAAAUUCAAAAGCGCCAGGUCCACUUACCCAAUCAGAAAGCAGGACGUUGUCUGAAAAUCCCAUCAGCAAUGAAGGCACUGCUGCAAUGGCUGAGCUCCAGCAGAUCUGUCACCACCUGAGCGAGCUCCGUGCUCACCUGAGUUCCGUUCAGAAGGAGAACGAGCUGCAAGACCAAUGGUGCCACGUAGGAUAUGUCUUAGACUUCCUGCUCUUCCGAAUCUAUCUCCUGCUCAUCUCUUGCUACGCCCUGGUCAUUAUCUCCAUGUGGUGCAUCUGGAUCAGUCCAGCUUAGCGGUUGAGGACCCUUGUGCUAAGCUUUUGGUCUGUGUUUGUGCCUCAGUGUGUGUUGGUGUUUGUUAGGAAACU